AUGUCCAAGUCGCUUAUCCUCGCCGUGGGCUACCAGUUUUACAGUGACCUCUUCUCAUUGAUUGAAUUGGCAGGUUUUGCAUUCGCUUUUAUUGCGGCAUUGGCGGUGGGUGCCCUUCUUUACAUGCGCUACAAGGAGCCCAAUCUGAAGACAUCGUUUCAGGUGCAUUUGUCAUCAACCUUUGCGUCUUUGCCAAUUUUCUUCCCAAUCCUAUUUCUUGGGUGCGAUCUUCUCAUACUUGUGCUGACAAUCUACCAACAGCCGCGUGAGUCGCUUUCCAACGUCAUUCUUAUGCUGGUGGCGCUUCCAAUCUACUGGUUUGGUGUUUCAUGGAAAAAUAAACCAAAGAGCUUCCAGAAAUUUAUCUGUAAGUAA
Hydatigera taeniaeformis is the source of this 375-nucleotide messenger RNA. Lineage: Eukaryota; Metazoa; Platyhelminthes; Cestoda; Cyclophyllidea; Taeniidae. The record is from the annotation of a GenBank genome assembly.